Messenger RNA from Eruca vesicaria subsp. sativa (arugula), 954 nucleotides. The record is from the annotation of a GenBank genome assembly. NCBI's taxonomy places the organism in Eukaryota, Viridiplantae, Streptophyta, Magnoliopsida, Brassicales, Brassicaceae.
AUGCUUAAGGUGAAGAAGAGGCUCAAAAGAAGGAUAAGGAUUCCGAGGAAAACAAAGAUAAAGAACCUGAAACUCAAGAUGAAGAAGAGGCUCAGAAGAAAGAUAAAGUUUCUGAGGAAAAAAAAAAAAGAACCUGAAGCUCUAGCUGAAGAAGAGGCUCAUAAGAAGGAUAGAGAUUCUGAGGAAAACAAAGAUAAAGAACAUGAAACUCAAGGUGAAGAAGAGGGUCAAAAGAAGGAUAAGGAUUCUGAGGAAAACAAAGAUAAAGAACCUGAAACUCAAGGUGAAGAAGAGGCUCAGAAGAAAGAUAAAGUUUCUGAGGAUGAGGAUGACAAGACUGAGAAACUAGAGAAAACAAAGUCAGCAACCGUAAGGAGAUCAUCACAUAUAGGGACACCACGUAUAAGAUUGGUUCUUUCGUGGUUUGAUGAGGCUGAUAAAUACACAGAGGAAGCGAAACAAGGGUGGAUUCUUACAGUUUGCAAGAGCAAUGAUGGAGCUUCUGCUGUAGAUGAGACGGCUGAUGAAGUUCCUGCUGUAGAUGAGGGAGCUCUUGUUGUAGAUGAGCCGGCUGAUGAAGUUUCUUCUGUAAAUGAGACGGACGAGGGAGCUAAUGCUGUUGCUGUAGAUGAAACAGAUGAUGAUGUUCCUGCUGUAGAUGAGACGGAUGAGGGAGCUCGUGAUGUUGAUGGGAAAAAUGAGAGAGCUCCUGAUGUUGCUGUUGAUAGAGCUGAGGGACUUUCUGUUCCUACUGGGGUUAAGCAUAGGCCUAAGGCAGUGGCGGUGAGGAAGAAUGCUCCUAAGCUAAGGGGUAGACCGAGAAAUUCUACUGACCCGAAGAAGUUCACAACUGCAGAACAUAAAACAAGGAUACAUGCACGAUCACGGUGGGUUUCCUCUCCUUUCACUGAAGCUGACAGCGAUGAGAUUGAAGGGCGCAAGAAGAAACCUUGA